UACUUCAGUUUUGCCACCUCUCUUUAUAAGGCCACCCAUGUCCACAAACCAACCCUAUAAUCCAUGCUUUUAUAUUCGGAUUCAGAUAAUCUUGUUACUUCUUGCACUGAAAACAAGUUGGGUUUGGAGGCAUUUAAUUCAACCUCUAAUAACCUAAUAAAAAUGGAAGCAUCAGUUGCUCAGAUGGGUCAGAAGAGGAAUAGAAAAGGUGCUGCAAAAAAUUUAGAGACUAGUGUUACUUCUAGUGGGGAAUCAGAGCAUGAGGCACAUAUAUUGACCGAGAGAGAAAGGAGGAAAAAGAUGAGGACUAUGUUCACCAAUCUUCAUGCUUUGCUUCCUCAGCUCCCUGCCAAGGCAGACAAGUCCACCAUUGUUGAUGAAGCAAUAAAAUACGUCAGAACUCUGGAAGAAACUCUCCAAACACUUGAAAAACAAAGGCAAGAAAAGCUCCAAGGAGCAACAUUUGCUGACAGUAGUGAACCAUCAGUAAUCACAGUGCAGACAGAAGCAGUCGAAUCCAGGGAAGCAUUUUUGGCUAUUCAAGGACCAUCAAAGAACUAUCCCAGGGCCACAAAAAUGCCUCAUAUGCUUCCUGUCUCUCUAACCCCAGCUUGUUUCCAGACAUGGUUCUCACCAAAUGUUGUGAUGAACAUGUGUGGUGAUGAUGCACAAAUCAGUGUGUGUUCGGUGAAGAAGCCUGGUUUACUUACCAGCAUUGUCUAUAUACUACAGAAGCAUAAAUUGGAUGUUGUAUCUGCUCAUAUUUCCUCAGAUCAAUUUCGUAGCAUUUACAUGAUUCACGCUCAUGCUGGUGGAGCUUGUGGUCAGUAUCCAGAGGCAUUGUCAGUUGAAGAUACAUUUAAGCUAGCAGCAGGAGAAAUGAACUUGUGGCUACUGUCAUGUUGAUGUCAGGUGUUUGCCAUUUUUGUAGAAUUGAAGAGCUUGAUGUUCUCAUUACAUAGCUACAAGCCAUGAGGGUGCGCCAGGCAAUUUCUGCAAUUAACGAAACCUUUGCAAAUGAAGCUUCAGUGUAUAUACGCACAAGAAACCAAAGUGUUCAUAGAAGUUCAGUUUUCAUAUUAAUGGAUGUAUCUGUCCAUUUAAUUGGUUUUGUGAUAAUCUUUUGCUGAAACUAAAACUAAUUUUUCUUAUUGAAUUAAACUUAUGUUUGCUGUAAAACUAGUGGAAUUGAAGAACA
Ricinus communis (castor bean) is the source of this 1198-nucleotide messenger RNA. Its product is annotated as transcription factor bHLH95. The coding region runs from base 64 to 906 and encodes 280 amino acids. The transcript is spliced from 3 exons. Gene Ontology annotation, molecular function: DNA-binding transcription factor activity; protein dimerization activity. Gene Ontology annotation, biological process: endosperm development; regulation of DNA-templated transcription. The record is from RefSeq and is a predicted model, not a curated record. Lineage: Eukaryota; Viridiplantae; Streptophyta; Magnoliopsida; Malpighiales; Euphorbiaceae.